Messenger RNA from Cheilinus undulatus (humphead wrasse), 1207 nucleotides. RefSeq names its product inhibitor of DNA binding 3 (gene id3). Lineage: Eukaryota; Metazoa; Chordata; Actinopteri; Labriformes; Labridae. The transcript is spliced from 3 exons. The record is from RefSeq and is a predicted model, not a curated record. Gene Ontology annotation, cellular component: nucleus; cytoplasm. Gene Ontology annotation, molecular function: protein dimerization activity; transcription regulator activity. The coding region runs from base 100 to 453 and encodes 117 amino acids. Gene Ontology annotation, biological process: circadian regulation of gene expression; negative regulation of transcription by RNA polymerase II; cell differentiation.
UGUAGCUUUUCAGGACAGCGGUCAGGAGGCGAGGAAGAAUCAGGGAACCGUCUCUCGAGCAUAAGACAAGAGUUUGUUUUGUUUGUUGUUGCGGUCAUAAUGAAAGCCAUCAGUCCCGUCCGCUCGGUGAGGAGCUGCUACAAGGCGGUGUGCUGCAUCUCGGAGCAGAGUCUCACCAUCAGCCGGAAUAAACACUUGUGUCUGGAGGAGCCGGUGGGCGCCCUGUGCGACAUGAACGACUGUUACUCUAAGCUGAAGGAGCUGGUUCCCAGCAUCCCUCAGAACAAAUCAGUGAGCCAGGUGGAGAUCCUGCAGCACGUCAUCGACUACAUCUUCGACCUGCAGAUCGCGCUCGAGGCAGAGGACGUAGCGGCGCCGGAGAUGGUUUUGUCAAUAAAGACCGCAGAUCUUACGCGCAACUUCUCCAAAGAAGAAGGACGAUUGUGCCAUUAGGCUAAAAGAAAUUGCAGAUUGUGGUGCAGGGAAACACAUGUCUCCACUUCACUCCGGGCAAGAGGACAAGAGGGGCAGAAAGGGUGGGAUAGGUAUUUGGAGGAGAAGAAGAAGAAGAAGGAAGAGGAGGGAGGGAAGUGGAGGGUUUAAAGAAAGAAAGAAAAUACAGAAAAAAGUGGACUGUUUCCUAGAUGAGUGGGGAUCAACAGCAGUGCAUGAGCAAGAAAACAGAGACUCAUUCUUUGGCUCCUGGACAGACAAAUCAACACACCAAAGCAGAAGCCAGGAUUGGAAACUGAAAGCACGGGGCCCCCCUGUUGGUAGAUGUAGAACUAUUGGUACAUUAUGCUUCUAUUUUCUUAAUUUUUAAUAUCUAUGUUGCAUUCCAAACAGACUUUUUGUGGCUUGAACUCCACACCCAGCCUGACCCCUUUCCACACCAAGUCCCACAUCAUCUCACUGAUUUAUUUCCCUCCCUUUUGGUCCGAUUUGUAAAGAUCCAGAGACUGUUACUUCAUGUGAAUGUGUACAUAUCUGCUGUGGGUAUGUAUGGUGUGAUGUUGGUAUCUUUCCUGAGUGGGCGUUUGGGUUUCCUUAGGUAUAAUCAGAACUCUAUACUAGAGUUAAUUCUAACAGUUUGUAGGGAUUGUGUUAUUUCUACAGACAAAGUGUUGUGAGUUUCAUAAACUCUUUAUUAUAAAGUUUGCUUUGUAUGUAUGUUCUUAUGUAAUGAAAUAAACCAACACGUGAAACA